Messenger RNA from Limulus polyphemus (Atlantic horseshoe crab), 1089 nucleotides. RefSeq names its product RYamide receptor-like. NCBI's taxonomy places the organism in Eukaryota, Metazoa, Arthropoda, Merostomata, Xiphosura, Limulidae. Bases 1 to 1089 code for a protein of 362 amino acids. The transcript is spliced from 3 exons. Gene Ontology annotation, molecular function: neuropeptide Y receptor activity. Gene Ontology annotation, cellular component: membrane. Gene Ontology annotation, biological process: neuropeptide signaling pathway. The record is from RefSeq and is a predicted model, not a curated record.
AUGGCGAAGAUACCCACAGGCUCUUCCACUGACCCAUGGGAGACAGUUAUGUUCACCGAAAUUUACAUGUCCAUAGAACUGUCUAAAGAGAAUAACUCCGCUGACUCUUACCUCCAGCAGGAAGAGAACUUAGUCCCUAUAGGAAUCCAGGUCUUGAUGUACAUUAUGUACAUAACGAUAUCACUUGCUGCUAUUGGAGGUAAUGGGAUCGUGUGUUACAUUGUGAUGUCUGAUCCUCGAAUGAGAACUGUGACGAACUUUUUCAUUGUUAACCUUGCGGUUGGAGAUAUUUUGAUGGCUGUUCUGUGCAUUCCCUUCACCUUCGUGGUUAAUCUUAUUCUGGGAUGCUGGCCAUUUGGUGCGGUUUUCUGUGUGAUUUUCACUUACGCUCAGGCUGUUUCUGUAUUUGCUAGUGCUUAUACACUAAUAGCGAUCAGUGUAGACAGGUACAUCGCCAUCAUCAAACCACUAAGGCCACGAAUGACCAAGUUGCAAGCUAAGCUACUUAUUUUUGCUGUUUGGUUGGUGGCGCUGCUGACACCACUCCCGACUGCUAUCGUUUCAAAACUAGUACCACAGAACAACACCGACCGUUACCUGUGCACCGAGGUUUGGAGCACUCCAGUUCAAAGAUAUUACUACAGCAUGGCUCUCAUGACUUUACAAUACUUUCUGCCACUCAUUGUACUCAUCUUUACUUAUACCAGGAUAGCUAUUGUUGUGUGGGGAAAACGGACACCAGGGGAAGCUGAAGACAACCGCGAUCAUCGAUUGGCUGCAUCGAAACGAAAAAUGGUAAAAAUGAUGAUCACCUGUGUUACAGCUUUUACUCUCUGCUGGCUACCCCUAAACACUUUGCUUGUCGCCGGAGAUCACGACCCAAGCAUCUAUACCCAUCCACACAUCAUGUACAUAUGGUUUGCCUGUCACUGGCUAGCAAUGAGCCAUGCCUGUUGCAAUCCUUUCAUUUAUUGCUGGAUGAACUCCAAGUACAGAGCAGGUUUUCGUAAAGUCUUCCAUCUGUUCUGUUAUGAUCAAGAUGAUGGUUACCAUAGUGUCAGUCUUCACCGUUUGCUGGCUGCCGUUUAA